UCAUCUGUCUUCGUCCGUCGUGAAGUUCGACGCCCAAGGGCGGGUAGAAUUGACGCCUUAAGCCCUUAUUUACUCCGUUUUAGGCGUGACUUGCUGACGUUCAAAACCCUAGUGUCUCUUCGUUUCUUUUCUCGAAGAGAAAAAGUUGCAGGAGAACCGUAUCCUCGUCCAAUGGCGGUCGCCAGCAUCCUCCGCCGAGCAUCUUCCACCGUAGUUCCUUUAGCUCUCAGGGUUCUGAGGACGCAGACAAGCUUCUACCACUCUGCUCUCCUUGCUCCUUCGAGUUCCAGGCGUUUGGCUCAAGAAUUUUGCAGAAGAGUCCCCUCUUCUUGGUCGUGUUUUUCAUCGACCGCCACGAAAGGGGAGGACGCGCGUCUACUUGAAGUCAUCAAGUCGGAGAUUAAGUGUGCCGAGGAGUCUGAUUAUCAUGAUCUGAAAGAUGAGGUUCCGGAGAAUUUUCCUUUUGAAAUCCAAGAUAAUCCUGGUGAGCAAACCAUCUCAUUAAAAAGACAAUAUGAUGAUGAACUUAUCACCGUGGAAGUUCAUAUGCCUGAUCUUGUGACUGGCGAGGAGAGGGAUGGUGGCGACGAUGAUGGCACUGAUACCGAAAGACCUGGUCAGUCUGCCCUCACUUUGGUGGUUAACAUCGCCAAAGGUGAUGGACCCUGUUUGGAGUUCUGCUGUUCUGCAUAUCCAGAUGAAGUCACCAUAGAUAGCAUGUCUGUUAAGGAACAGGAAGCUUCUGAGGAGCAGCUUGCCUACGAGGGACCAGAUUUUUCGGACUUGGACGAGAAUCUACAGAAAGCGUUCCAUAAGUAUCUGGAGCUCCGAGGGAUCAAGGGAAGCACAACAAAUUUCUUGCACGAGUACAUGAUAAAUAAGGAUAGCAGAGAAUACCUGAAUUGGUUGAAGAAUUUGAAGAAAUUCGUUGAAAAAUAGAACGUUGCAGGCGGUUCUUACAAAUGCUUCUUGUUGAUCUGAAUUAUAAUCAUCAUUAAGCUUCUUUCUGUGCUUUAGUCAGUGAUAUGGUGUGAAAUAAGUAGUAAACUCUUCUUGAAAGUUUUGUAGUGGGAUCCCUUGUCAGGGUUCCGAGUUCAUUUAUUUGCUAAACACAAACAAAUGAUUUUGGUUACUUCGGCUCCAGAUGAAUCUGCAGAGUGCGAGAACUUGUUACUUAAGCAUUUCAUUCUGACUGUUUUCAAGUCAUGAUAAAUUUAUAAUUGAAUGUCCGUCUUUGUUUGUA
Molecule: messenger RNA, 1243 nt
Organism: Nymphaea colorata (pocket water lily)
Lineage: Eukaryota; Viridiplantae; Streptophyta; Magnoliopsida; Nymphaeales; Nymphaeaceae
Exons: 3
Coding region: 172-939 (255 amino acids)
Cellular component (GO): mitochondrial matrix
Source: RefSeq, a predicted model, not a curated record